Caenorhabditis remanei is the source of this 963-nucleotide messenger RNA. RefSeq lists its product as uncharacterized. The transcript is spliced from 4 exons. Bases 1 to 963 code for a protein of 320 amino acids. Gene Ontology annotation, cellular component: lysosomal membrane; vacuolar proton-transporting V-type ATPase, V1 domain. NCBI's taxonomy places the organism in Eukaryota, Metazoa, Nematoda, Chromadorea, Rhabditida, Rhabditidae. Gene Ontology annotation, biological process: proton transmembrane transport. The record is from RefSeq and is a predicted model, not a curated record. Gene Ontology annotation, molecular function: proton-transporting ATPase activity, rotational mechanism.
AUGAGCUCCAUCAUCGAAAAACCUGCUGAGGUGACCCAGAGCAUUCAUGAGCUCAUCCACACUUUGAAGGGUCAAAUCAAAAAUGCCAGCACAAACGACAGCGUCAACACAACUGUUCGUAGCAUUCAAACUCUGCUCCGUCAAGAUGUGCACAGACGGGAAUUCGUUGAAGCCGAUGGCGUCCAAACUCUUGUCGCAGGACUCACUGGAUCAACCAAUUUCCAACUUCAAUACCAGCUGAUUUUCGCCCUCUGGUGCUUGACUUUUAACCCUGAGAUUGCUAAGAAGGCACCAUCUUUCGGAGUCAUCCAAGUUUUGGGAGAUAUUCUUUCUGAGUCAACCAAAGAAAAGGUGAUCAGAAUCAUCCUCGCUACGUUUGCCAACAUCUUGAACAAAUGUGAUGACAAUGAAAUCAAGAGACUAGCUGCUCUCCAGAUGGUUCAAUGCAAAACCCUCAAGACAUUGGAACUCAUCGACGCCAAGAAGUUUGACGAUCCAGACCUCGAGGAAGACAUCAAGUUCCUCACUGAGGAAUUGACCCUCUCAGUCCACGACUUGAGCUCUUACGAUGAGUAUUACAGUGAGGUUCGUACUGGUCGUCUCACUUGGUCUCCAGUGCACAAAUCGGAGAAGUUUUGGCGUGAGAAUGCUUCCAAGCUCAACGAGAAGCAAUUCGAAGUUGUGAAGAUUCUGAUCAAGCUCCUUGAGACCAGCAAAGAUCCAACAAUCCUUUGCGUUGCUGCCCACGACAUUGGAGAAUAUGUCCGCCACUACCCAAGAGGAAAAACUGUUAUCGAGCAAUACCAAGGAAAGGCAGCAGUCAUGAAAUUGUUGAGCGCUGAGGACCCGAAUGUCCGCUACCACGCUCUUCUUGCCGUUCAAAAACUUAUGGUUCACAAUUGGGAGUACCUUGGAAAGCAAUUGGGAACUGAGUCUCAAGGAGAGCCAGUUGCAGCCAAAUAA